Paramisgurnus dabryanus is the source of this 4874-nucleotide messenger RNA. It is a transcript of the gene zbtb41, whose product is annotated as zinc finger and BTB domain containing 41. The record is from RefSeq and is a predicted model, not a curated record. Gene Ontology annotation, biological process: regulation of transcription by RNA polymerase II. Gene Ontology annotation, cellular component: nucleus. NCBI's taxonomy places the organism in Eukaryota, Metazoa, Chordata, Actinopteri, Cypriniformes, Cobitidae. Gene Ontology annotation, molecular function: RNA polymerase II transcription regulatory region sequence-specific DNA binding; protein binding; DNA-binding transcription factor activity, RNA polymerase II-specific.
GCGGCUUAUUGAGAAUGUUGACGCACCAGCGACCAGCGAUGAGAAAAAGCAACUAUGCGUCUUUUAUUCAGAAAAUAACAUACGUUUUGUUUUUAUACACAAAAGCAAUAAUAGCCAGCCUCUUCAAACCAUCCCACGACGUUUAAUCGCAUUAAAGCAUUGAAAGUAGAAGUUUUUGCUGGAUACAGCAAACAUGAAGAGGAAAAUAAUUUCACCCCACCAGUCAAAAGUAAAGAAUGUCAUCAUCACAAAAACACAGCCGACACAAGAGACAAUGACAUCUCCUAAGCCAGUGGACAGUGAUUCUUCACAAGAGAAGAUGCAUCUAAGAAUAUCCCAAAGUGAUAGCUGCUUCUUAAAGUUCUUGAAUGAAGACCGCCAGAAGAUGCCAUCAUUCUGUGACACAACUGUCACGGUCAGUGGAAUGAUGUAUAAUGCCCACAAGGUGGUUUUGGCUUUUGGCAGUAACUAUUUUCAUGCCAGAUUUAGCGAAAAUCCUGAAAUGCACCAAGUUACCAUUGAUAACAUGGAAGGAUCCAUCUUUGGGCACUUGCUUAACUUUCUAUACACUUCUGAAUUUGAGGUUUUGGAAAACCAGAUCCCUGCUUUGGCUAAAGCUGCCUGCUUUCUGGAUAUGAUAGAAGCUGUAAAUCUUUUAGCAAAGUGGGAGACACCAGCUCAUGUUCAUGAAGAAAGUGAUGUCCAGCAGGUUCCACAGAAGACCACAGAUGUUCAAAAAGAUGUCCAAAGUUCAGUCGUUGCACAGUGCUCUUUUUGCAGUCGCUCUUUCCGCUACAGAAAGUCUUUGGAGAAUCACCUGGCCAAGAGACAUAGUGCUGAGGAAGAUCAAAAUACGGUGAUCACUACCCGAAGAUCUGCCCGUCAAAGAAAGACACCGGUUAAAUUUGAGAACCAGGAAAAUGAAAAUAAUCACAUGCUGCAAGGAAACCCCAGUGAAAAAACAACAAAGGAUGAUGCAGCCACUUUUGAGGACGAGGAGGAAGAGGAUGAUGAAAGUGAAGAAGAGCCACAGAAUGAGCAGGGAGGACAAAGCAGUAAGGAAGUCAGAGAAGAACCAUCAGCCUUUGAAGUCGAGGAUGCCGAGUGUGAAGAUGCAAGUGAGAAGCAAGGGGAGGAACCAACGGCUGAACUCAGUAAGACUGUGGACCAAGUUGAUCCCCAAAAAGAAGCAGAACCAGGAUCCAGCAAUGUUGUUGAAAAGCAAAGUCAAGUGACGGAAAUCACCAGUCACGUCUUUCCAGAAGGACUGGCUCCUGUCAUGAUUGACAGCGCUAAUAAAAAGACUCUUAAGUGUCCCAAAUGUGACAAGACCUUUGAUCGCAUAGGUAAAUAUGAGAGUCACACCAGAGUGCACACUGGAGAAAAGCCUUUUCAGUGUGACAUCUGUUUUCAGUGCUACUCCACCAAAUCAAACCUCACUGUGCACAAGAAGAAACACGAAGGUGAUGCGCCCGUCCAGAAAAAAGACCACAAAUGUCCCUUCUGUAACAAGCUUCAUGCCAGCAGGAAGACUCUCGGCAGGCAUGUGAAGAGAUUUCAUCCUGACCACCUGCAGGAGUUUCUUACUCAAAAGAAGAAGAAGAGUGAAGGCUGGAAAUGUGAUAUCUGCCACAAGUCUUUCACUCGUCGCCCCCAUCUGGAGGAACACAUGAUUUUACAUUCACAGGACAAGCCUUUCAAGUGUGCCUACUGUGACGACUACUUUAAGUCACGGUUUGCUCGCUUGAAACAUCAAGAAAAGUUUCAUUUAGGGCCCUUCCCUUGUGAGAUCUGUGGUCGACAGUUUAAUGACACCGGCAACCGUAAACGUCACAUUGAGUGUACACAUGGUGGGAAGAGAAAGUGGACCUGCUAUCUAUGUGGCAAAUCCGUUCGUGAGAGGACAACUCUUAGAGAGCAUAUGAGGAUUCACAGUGGGGAGAAACCUCACCUGUGCAGCAUCUGUGGACAGAGCUUUCGUCAUGGGAGCUCCUACAGGCUACAUCUUCGAGUUCACCAUGAUGACAAGCGCUAUGAAUGUGACGAAUGCGGCAAAUCAUUCAUUCGCCAUGAUCAUUUGAAGAAACACAAAAAAAUUCACACAGAGGAGAGGGCCCAUCAAUGUGAGGAAUGUGGAAAAUGUUUCCGCCGGGCUGAUCACCUGACCGUCCAUUAUAAAAGUAUUCACCUGGGAGAAAAGAUCUGGAGAAGGUACAAAGCAGUAGUGCAUCAGUGUCAGGUAUGCAAGAAAGAGUUCAGGGGCAAGACCAACCUCAUGUCGCAUUUAAGAACGCAUUCAGGUGAGAAACCCCAUCGCUGCAUGAUCUGUAACCAGACCUUCCGCAUCAAGAAGACUUUGACCAAACACAUGGUCAUCCACUCAGACGUGCGCCCAUUCAACUGCCCACACUGCAGUGCCACCUUCAAGCGCAAGGACAAGCUCAAGUACCACGUCGACCAUGUGCACAGCGCCCGCAUGCUAGACCAGCAGCAACAAAACCUGACUCCAGCCUCUCCUAGCAAACUUCCCGAGCCCCUGCCUCCAAACGAAACACCCAAAGCAUACCACAACACCGCUAAGACUGUGCUGCAGAGUGUAUCGGUUGAUGUAUGUGUUCCUGUAACGCUGGUUCCUGUGCAGAUGACCGAAGUAGCUGAUCUGGCAGUGCACGGGGUGCCACAUGGUGUCCUUCCAGCUGUGAGCCAGCAGCAGCAGACUGGAUACCAGCCAGCUACUGAUUUAGUUUUCUUAGAAAAGUACACACUGACACCUCAGCCGACUAAUAUAGUGCACCCAGUGAGGCCGGAUCAGAUGCUGGACCAUAGAGAGCAGUCAUACUUGGGCACCCUACUGGGUCUGGACUCGGCUACAUCUGUGCAAAACAUGGCUAAUGCUGAGCACACCCAUUAAUGGAACUAGUGUCACACAAUCAGUGCUAACACAUGAACUUUUUAUUCCUUUCUUAUUUAUAUUUUCAAAACAUUUACUUCGGGCAGCAGUUAGUGAUGGAUUUUAAAGGAGCAAAAAAGAAAACGUGUCGUUUUUACAUAUCUCCAUGUUGUUCUUGACUGUGCAAACACACUUAAAAACUUGCAGCUAUUGUCCAUGAAAUGACUGUGACCACAUCUAUCAACCUCAAAAGAGCACAAAAAAAAACACCAUGAAAGUGGGUUAUAUAAACUGUUAUAUUUUGUGUUCUUAAGGCAUAUAAUACUUUAAAGGAAAACACCACCGUUUUUCAAUAUUUUAUUAUGUUCUUACCUCAACUUAGACAAAUUUAUACAAACCUAUCUUUUUUCAGUGCGUUCACUUAAUCUUUGUACAGCGUGUCGUGAAUGUGUUAGCAUUUAGCCUAACCCCAUUCAUUCCUUAGGAUCCAAACAGGGAUGAAUUUAGAAGCCACUAAACACUUCCAUGUUUUCCCUAUUUAAAGACUGUUACAUGAGUAGUUACAUAAGUAUGGUGGCACAAAAUAAAACGUGGUGAUUUUUUAAGUGGAUAAAAAAAGAGAACUAUAUUGUAUGGGGGAAGAGCACUUAGUUUGCAGCACUUUGACGAUGGCGCACAGUAACAACAUCACUCCUGACUACUCCUCCUCUCGCUCAAACUUAGUCAAUAUUACUGCGCCCGAGGUCGAAUGCUAACACAUUCACGACGUGCUGUACAAAGAUUAGGUAUAUGAAAAAAGGUAUGUAUUAAUCAAUCUAAGAUUAGGUAAGAACAUAGUUAAAACACAGUAAAAUGCUGAAUGAAUUUUAAUACAGUCUGCAAAUGUUAAAAUAUCUCUGAUUCUAACCAUCCUUUUGUGGUCCUUAUAUCUGAAAGAGGGAAAUUUAUGUGCAGUGCUGGUUUAUAAGUGUUCAAUUUUUAAUCGUCUCAAAUAACCCACAACCUAAAACCCAAAUUAAUCCCCUCCCUCUUGUUUGUGUCCCUGUAAAUAAAACUGAAUAGAAAGCUAGGUAUUUUAUUCUUUUCCAGGCUUUUUUUGGUUCGCUGUGUAUUCCAUGUUUUAACCCUUUAAAUUUGAUCUUUGGAGAUUCUUUUAGGAUGUUUACUAUCAACCAAUAUUUAAUUUUAUACACAACUUUUUAAAUAGUAUUAAUGGCACUCAACGGGCGUUUUCAAACGAAAGGCUGCGUCCUUCGAAGGGCGCAUUUGUAGACUGCAUACGUCAUAAAAAUUGUCUUAUUUAACAAUAUUAACCCUUAUAAAGUUUACUAUUAUACUAAGUUAAUCGUAAAUUGUUGUAAUAAGCUUCUGAUUUACGAAUGUAAUGCUCAGUUAACUGAAAUAUACCAACCUGCAUGUCCUCCGCAGUGAGCAGCCUUCCGUUAGAGAAACCGCCAAUCAGUUCAGAAAAACUAGCAUGUUCCACUUCAUGCGGUACUGUGCAGACCGAUGCAGCGUAUGACAUCAAAGUCCCGCGAGAAUUAUUCGACAACAGCUUUCUAUUCGCGAUACUUUGAUGUCAUACGCUGAUCGUUUGCGCAGUGACGCAAAAAGAACACACCUAAAUACUUGAGUAACGCUGCCCCCUUCUGGUAAAAUACCAGAUGUUAGUUAAGCCAGUACAUUAUUUGAUUGUUAAAUACACCUUAUACAUAAGAAGUAGGAUUGCAUUAAAAUAUCGUCAAUGGGAUCAUUUUCAAAUGAGAAAAAAGUAACGGAUUAGGCUUUUAUAACCUUUUAACUAGCGGCCCAUGUCAUUCUCACAUAAGUUAUUUGGUAUGGCAUUCAUCAUAAAGGAAAAGCCUUGAGUUUAUAAAUUGAGUUAAGCUUGUAAUAGUAUGUUGUGUAUUUUAUAAUUUAACAGAUACGUUUUCUCUAGUCUUAUGUAAACUUUUUGUCAAUUUUGAGGUUUAAAAAAAAUCAU